AUGAAACUGCUUACUAUUGGCUUGAUACUUGCUGGAGCUGCUUGUGUCGCCGGAGCUCCUGUGCCAUUUGGUGAGAUUGAACCUCGCCAUGAGAGCAAGGAAAACGACGUCCAACUGUCUGUUCCUGUGGAAGUGGUUGCGAAUGUAAAUGUAGACAAGGUUGUGGAACUUCCGGUGCCAGUGCCUACUCCCGUUGAGAAAAUUGUGGAAAAGGUUGUGGUCAAGGACCGUCAGGUACCAGUGCCUACUCCUGUUGAAAAAAUUGUGGAAAAGAUUGUGGCCAUGUUCAGGUCAUAA
Messenger RNA from Rhizoctonia solani, 297 nucleotides. RefSeq lists its product as uncharacterized. Bases 1 to 297 code for a protein of 98 amino acids. Lineage: Eukaryota; Fungi; Basidiomycota; Agaricomycetes; Cantharellales; Ceratobasidiaceae. The record is from RefSeq and is a predicted model, not a curated record. The transcript is spliced from 2 exons.